This is a messenger RNA of Diaporthe amygdali, 681 nucleotides long. RefSeq lists its product as uncharacterized. NCBI's taxonomy places the organism in Eukaryota, Fungi, Ascomycota, Sordariomycetes, Diaporthales, Diaporthaceae. The record is from RefSeq and is a predicted model, not a curated record. The transcript has a single exon. The coding region runs from base 1 to 681 and encodes 226 amino acids.
AUGGCGGCACUCGGAGGCCUCGUUAAAAAAACCGGUGGCUUGACAGGAGGAGACGGCGGUCCCCUCGGUGGACUCACCGGAGGCGGCGGGCUCGGCCAGCUGACGGGAGGAGGCGGACCCCUCGGGGCGGUGACAGGGGGCGGCGGUGUGGGCGAGCUGACAGGAGGGCUGACCGGCGGAGGUGGAGGCCAGUCGCACGGCAAGGUGGGCCACGGCUUCAACGGCGAGGCGUCGGACGUGAAGCAGUACAGCGGGGCCAAGAAGCCCAAGGAGCGCAACACCAUCGCCAAGCGCAACCUGGCCGACGCCAUCGACUGCGAGACGCUGUUGUGGCGCGCCUACUGCGACGAGCCAGACUCGGUCCUCGAGUACAUGGCCAAGGACGCCAUGGUCAUCGACCCCGUCACCCUCGGCACCUCCAGCCCCGUCACCUACGACGGGCUCGAGGAGAAGCUCAAGAAGGUCAAGCCCUGGACCGCCUACAAGAUCCACAAGGAGACGCGUGUUGUCAGCCAGAUCGGCCUCAUGAGCAUGUCUACCAUGUGCAAGGUCACGCUCUACAGGAUGGGUGACAAGAAGAAGGAUAACGAGGAGGUCGACGCUGUCACAUCGGCCGUCUGGAGGCAGACUGCUGGCGCCGAGUGGGAGUGCUGCAGUAUGCUGGUUGGUUAUGCCGAGUAA